This is a messenger RNA of Carassius auratus (goldfish), 3176 nucleotides long. RefSeq names its product ras-related protein Rab-8A-like. The record is from RefSeq and is a predicted model, not a curated record. Gene Ontology annotation, molecular function: GTPase activity; GTP binding. The transcript is spliced from 8 exons. The coding region runs from base 61 to 684 and encodes 207 amino acids. NCBI's taxonomy places the organism in Eukaryota, Metazoa, Chordata, Actinopteri, Cypriniformes, Cyprinidae.
CUUCGCGGAUUCUGCGCUGUCUGCUGAAGAACCGGGCGGGAUUUCCGCAAUACAUUCAGUAUGGCGAAGACCUACGAUUACUUGUUUAAACUGCUUUUAAUCGGGGAUUCCGGCGUCGGGAAGACCUGUGUGCUGUUCAGAUUCUCGGAGGAUGCCUUUAACUCGACGUUUAUCUCGACGAUAGGUAUUGAUUUCAAGAUCAGGACAAUAGAACUAGAUGGCAAGAAGAUAAAGUUACAGAUAUGGGACACGGCAGGACAGGAGCGAUUCCGAACGAUCACAACGGCGUAUUACAGAGGUGCAAUGGGUAUCAUGCUGGUUUAUGAUAUUACUAAUGAGAAAUCAUUUGACAACAUCAAAAACUGGAUCCGAAACAUAGAGGAGCAUGCAUCAGCCGAUGUAGAAAAAAUGAUUUUGGGGAACAAAUGUGACAUUAAUGAGAAGAGGCAGGUGUCUAAAGACAGAGGCGAGAAGCUGGCGUUAGAGUACGGCAUCAAGUUCAUGGAGACGAGUGCGAAGGCUAAUAUCAACGUUGAGAACUCAUUCUUAACGCUCGCCAGAGACAUAAAAUCAAAGAUGGACACGAAAUUGGAGGGGAACAAUCCUCAGAGCAGCAACCAUGGAGUGAAAAUAACCACUGAACAGCAGAAAAAGAGCAGCUUCUUUCGCUGUGUGCUACUGUGAAGACCAAGGCCUUACUGUCCGCCAACCGUGGGCUGAACACGACUGGACUACACUUUCACUCUCAGCACUCCUCCUCCUUCCUCUUUAUCCCAUCUCUCCUUCUCUGUCGCGCUCUUCUUCCAGCCCUAGGGCAGUCGGAGUUCCCAGCUCCUCUAAUCUUCUUCCAUUGACUGAAUAGCGAUGCCGCUUCCUCUCGCUUAUGACCCUUCCCCGAUGAAACAGUGGUGGGAAAGCAUUGGUUCUGCAAGUCAAGGUGAAGAACUGGGUGCUGAUGCAUCGUCGCAAACAUGCACCUAAAGAAGAUCCCACAUCUUUGUUUCAAUCGCUUGUUUUUUGAGCGCACAACUGCCAAAAUUGAUCCAUUCCUUUCGUGGCGACCCGGAAGAAGUCUGGGUCGGGCCACAGAGCGUGGUCUGAUAUUGAGCCAGUUUUGAGAGUUACGUGGGACUUUCUUUAUCAUUCCAUUUCCAUGCAUUCUUCGACAAUCACAUGACCUUAUUGUAAGUAGAGGAAUAUUAUAACCCACCUCUUAGAUGCUUUUUCCUUUCUUUCAUUCUUAAAAAAAAAUUGCAGUUUUUGGCCCUGGUUUUAUUUUUCAGACCUGUUACACAAACUUGCUAUAUUAAACGAAGAAGGAUCCUACUUUUUAUUCAUUAAGACACGUUUGCUGCCUCGUUAAAACUAACCUUCUCUUUUUUUUAACAUGCACACAAAGCGGUUUCCAAAUAGAUCAGCGCUAGCUUUCGUUUCUUUGAGUAAGUACAAAACUCAGGUCUUUAUUAUGACCUGAAAACGGCCCAACAUGAAAGCAUUCUGUAAUUAACAACACUUGACUGGUGUAAUCAAAUGAAACUGACACCUCGCCCUUGAUAGGAAGUGAUAGGAAAUCCUGAGUUUGUAGUAUUAAUAAAUAUGCGUAACCAAAAGCAAUGAGAGAGGGCGACUGUGUAACCUGAAAAGCAGAGCUAUACUUGAGAAAGCACCUCGCGUAUACAGAAGUUCAAGCACUUUAUCAGUAUCUUUUGUGUUGUGUGUAGUUUGUGCCAAGUGAUAGUUUUGCAUCAUAAAGACAGGCAUUUUGACAUGGAAUAUGACCUGCCAAAUUCAUGUUCGUUUUGAGAUUCCCCCAAACAUUUUCUUGAGUUAGUCCUAACACUCAUCCUGAUGGUAAGCCAAAGCUGGUUUUAUGCAUUGGCUGCAGUUCUUCUGUCAGUAGUUUUGUUCAUUUUGAUCAUAUUCUUGUAUUCUGAAUGGACUGUACAUGUAGCAUCUGCAUUACAAUCCUUCAACAUGUCAGUCUUAAUUAAGUUGGGUUGCACAGUGUAAAAGCAAACAGCUUUGGUUCGUGUGACUAGGAUUAACUACCCAGAACACAGUAAUCCAGCAUUCCUGAGUUUUGAAUAGCGUGUUAUCAUAAGCACAUGCAAGAAAUGCAAUGCUAAGAGAGUUCAAAAGCAAGCUACGUUUUCAAACGGAGUCACAAGAGACCUUUAUUCAGAGAAAUUGUGUAGUUUUUCCUUUGCACCGCAGUAUACGCAAAUGUACAUUUUGUAGUCAUUAUAAAAUGAAACAUGUCCAUUGGUGCAGUUGUGUUCACCAGCAAUAGGUCAGGAAACUUUACCAGUUUAGAUUUGAGGGAGAAAAGAAAAAGUCAAUUAUGAAGAUCCAAAUCAAAACCUGACGAGAACACAUUCAGGUCAGAUUUCACUGCAAAAAAACUGUUUAUGUAGCAUUAGCAAAAGUUAAGUAUCUACAUAAAAUAAAACUACUUGCAUAUUAGACAUUGUGGGUUGUACCAGCAAAAAAAAAAAAAAAAAUCACAGAAAUAGAUUUUUAUUUAAUUUUUUACAUAAUGAGAAUUCAGGAAGUUAAUUAUGAAACUGUCACAAAAAAAUAAUAUAUUUAUAACUCAUCCGUUUGAUUUGGGGUGAAAUGUGACCUGAAAGUGUUUUUAAAAGAUUAAAAGGCUAAGAAGAACAGUGUUUGACUGUUGUCGAGACAGAAGUGCAUUAGAUUCUCUUCUUUCUGCAACAUGGCACAUGCUAAAAAUGGCCACUUUCCUUUUCUUUUCCCAAGCUUAAUCGUUGAUCAACUUGAAAUGACUUCCUGUUUGCACCUUGUUCUGUUUCCACCUCGAGGAGAUGCUGUUUUGGGACCGUAUUUGCUUUAGAAGCUGUAUGUCUUCAUCUUUACACACAGCAUCUCUCUUCACUCCCUGUCCAACAGUGUCUUGCCGUUUGUCUUAAUAACUAAUACUUGAUCUUUCAUUUUGGAUCUAUGCAUCAUGAAGGUUAUACUGUUGACCCCCUGUGUGUUUUGUCUGUGUGUGCGUCUGUGUUUAUUAUUUUCUGUAGACGUCCUGUACAUUGAAGCCUUCUUCUGGUUGUCUGUUCUGAGCUUUAGAAAACAGUCUGCAGUUUAAAACAUGUAAACGGACCUCAGAUGAAAUUUAAUCUGGCGUUUUAAAGUGAUGGAAUAAAAUGCAAAAACAA